UACAAGCCCUAAUUACUUGGGCUAAACUGCGUAACAAUAACACAAGGUGAGGGACAAGCCACCAUUUCUCCUUCACUUCACCGCUGAUAUCAGAACACCGUCGCCGUUCACCCGUCGGACAGCCACUGUCACACCCCCGUCUUCUCUCUUGCAUGUUGGGUUGUACCUAUCACCGUGGCCCGGAAUAAUGAGUUGCUUUCACCGAAGUGAUCGCACGCAUAAACCAUAUCUGUAAUAAUAGCAGCUAAUGGGUCAAUCAGCUCAAUCUAACCCAAUCCGUAAGCGCUGAGUUGGAUCGGGCAUUCAAAAAUCCACAAAAACAUCGUCUUAUUGGGAUACCAUACUACAUUGACCUAAAACCCUUCCGAUUUGAGCUUCUCUCAGCUUUGUCGCUUGAAAUUAUUGCAGAGAUAGCUUUUUGGGUUACACAUGGAUGCCACACCAUACGCCAAAUCUCAAUGGGACUUUAGCUGUGACCUGGAAGUGAAUUUUGGAUCUGAAGAGAAUGCUUCUAUUGUCUAUGCUACCUUAAUGGUUGACAAGGAGUUGCAACCUGAUAAAGUAAAACGACUCAUGACGGUGUCUAAUGGAAAGCUAUUAGUGCACUUCGAGGCAAUAGAAGCCAGAUUUCUUCGUGCAUCAUUCAGCGCUUUUGUAGACGUCUUAACGCUAGCAACCAAAACAAUUGAAGAAUUUGGUCCAGGAAUGGAGUUGUGAGAUCCACUUCUCUCUUGGUUUUUGCAUUAUUUAAGUGUACUAUAACUUCAAAUGUUAAAAUGUACUAUUAUUUUCUGUAUGAUUAUUUAUGUAAGAAGACUUUUUUAUACAUGAUGGAGGAUUUAAGCUCUA
This is a messenger RNA of Trifolium pratense (red clover), 849 nucleotides long. RefSeq lists its product as uncharacterized. NCBI's taxonomy places the organism in Eukaryota, Viridiplantae, Streptophyta, Magnoliopsida, Fabales, Fabaceae. The transcript is spliced from 6 exons. Bases 430 to 717 code for a protein of 95 amino acids. The record is from RefSeq and is a predicted model, not a curated record. Gene Ontology annotation, cellular component: EKC/KEOPS complex.